Molecule: messenger RNA, 1145 nt
Organism: Durusdinium trenchii
Lineage: Eukaryota; Dinophyceae; Suessiales; Symbiodiniaceae
Source: the annotation of a GenBank genome assembly
CUCGAUCGCUCGCUAGCAGCCGACGAUUGAUUGCAUGGACAGGUUUUUCAGAUUCAUUGGAGUGGCCAGGCCGUCUCAGGGAGUCCAAAUUGGUCACUGCAGAGAUCUCAGUUUGAGGCUCAAGACGGCCCAAAGAACGGGUCCUGUUUGGACCGCAGAUGGCUUUGGGAGCCUUUUCAUGAAGGCCGAAAGUGCGCGAAAGGUGAUGGCGGCAACGACCUGGUGAACAUGCAGUAUUUAAGCUGGCCAGUUUGACCAGGGACUUCCAGAAUGUGGCCUGCGUGCAAAAGAAACCCAGCAAUCUGCCAUCAUGAAGCGACGGACACUGUUGACCUCGGCUUAGUGGCUUCUGUUUCUUCGGUUCCUUUCGGAGACUUGGCCUUUUAGAACGGUUUUGUCGCAGCCCUGGUUGUAACCUUUGAGUGCAGGCUACGGCGGCUACGCUCGACGCAGGCAACCUCGUAUCCCUAAUGGGCGACGAGUUGCUUCUCGCGAAGGAGGAACUUGAGCUGCUGUGGAGGACAACGCCUUUGAACAGAUACUUCUUGCCCAUCGAGGAGAUUCGCUCCAAGCCGCCGGACCAUCGCCCCAGCCCGGUGGUUGUGAAGUCCAGCGAACCUCCGCGCUGUUGUCCGAAAGCCAGCACAUCGAGGGCUGUCAGGCUGUUGACUCGCUGGGCGUCGGUGCCGUCGACAGCUUUGCCCAGUGACCAGAGGCGGAAUGGCGAGGAGGAGGGCGAGAAAGGCGCUGCUCCAAGGCCCGCCGGAGAAGCCGCCGGAUCGCCCCGGACGUCUCCGUUGCCUUCUCCCGCCCUGAGGUGGGAGUGUCGAUGGCACCGGCGCCCAGGAGCGGCCACGCAACGUCCAAAGCUGACAGCCGAGGGGAAGGAGUAUCCCUUCAUCCCAUGCACUUGCUGCGAGCGCAAGUCACCCAUUCCAAGGCUAGCAAAGCUGGAGCUUGGCCAAAAGGCCAAAGCUGCCAUCACUCUUUACGCACGUGAGGCCUGGGUCGAGGGCUGAGCAGUCGGACCGCGGGACUGUAGCGCCCAAAGGGACUACACUGAGCCCUGCUGAAGGAGGCGAAGUCAAAGUUUGGGCCCAAAGAGGCAGUGAUCAGAACUUUGUUCAUCAGAUGAGUCACUAGGC